UGUGCAACACAUCAGUCACCGACUCACCGGUGCAAAUGUUAGCUGCCUAUUGUCCAAGGCUCUGACUUAUUAUGGCUUUAUCAACAGUAGCCACUGGUCUAACAAGCUCCCUCCUCUGUUCAUCUCGCCUCAGGCAUUCUCUUCCUACACUCUCUCUCCUCAACUUCGCUUUCUAUCCUCUCAUCACCACCUCUCAUUACCGGCGCCGGAGCUUGAUAACCAUGGCGGCGACGCCCGAAGCGAAGGUUACGGCACCAUACGGCUCGUGGAAAUCGCCAAUCACCGCCGAUGUUAUCGCCGGUGGCGAGAAGCGCCUCGGUGGAAUCUCCGUCGAUGGUCAUGGCCGCCUUGUUUUGCUUGAGUCUCGUCCUACUGACGGAGGACGAGGUGUCCUUGUUAGAGAAGCUGAUGAUGAGGAAAUGGCACCAGUGGACAUCACUCCCAAAGAAUUUUCUGUUCGCUCAUGUGCUCAGGAAUAUGGAGGGGGUGCCUUUGCAAUAUCUGGAAAUAAAGUAAUAUUCUCGAACAAUAAGGAUCAAAGACUCUACCUGCAGUCAAUUGCUCCUGGAGAUUCUUCUCCCUCACCAAUUACUCCAGAUUAUGGUGGUCCAAAAGUUUGCUAUGCGGAUGGAGUGUUUGAUCCUCGCUUUCCCCGUUUUAUCACUGUAAUGGAAGAUCAACGUCUAAGUCACUUAAAUCCAGUCACCACAAUUGCAGCAGUUACCCUUGGAGGUCAUGAUGUGCAAGAACCUAAAAUUUUAGUUGGAGGGAAUGAUUUCUAUGCUUUCCCGCGCUUGGAUUCUAAAGGGGAGCGAAUUGCUUGGAUUGAGUGGGGGCAUCCCAACAUGCCAUGGGACAGAUCAGAGCUUUGUGUUGGCUACAUAUCUGAAAAUGGAGAUAUCUCCAAACGGAUCUGUGUCGCUGGUGGGGAUCACACCCUUGUUGAGUCUCCAACUGAGCCCAAGUGGACACCUGAAGGUGAUCUACUUUUCAUCACUGACAGGAAAAAUGGAUUCUGGAAUCUGUAUAAGUGGAUUGAAUCUAAAAAUGAGGUCAUUGCUCUUUAUUCCAUGGAAGCUGAAUUCGCAAGGCCUUUGUGGGUUUUUGGCAUGAGCUCUUAUGAAGUCAUAAACAGUCGUGAUCAAACAAACUUAAUUGCUUGUAGCUAUAGGUUGAAAGGGAGAUCAUAUGUUGGAGUCCUUGAUGAUGCUCAGAGCUCUUUAUCUCUUCUUGACAUUCCUUUCACAGAUAUAAGCAAUAUUACAGUAGGUCCCAAUUGCUUGUAUAUUGAGGGAGGAUCUGCUUUACAUCCAUUAUCAGUGGCAAAGGUGUUGUUGGAUGAUCAGAAAAUAAAAGCAGUAGAUUUUAGCAUUAUGUGGUCUUCGUCACCAGAAAGUUCAAAAUAUGAGUCAUAUUUUAGCUUGCCGGAGUUAAUUGAAUUCCCUACUGAGACAUCUGGACAAACUGCUUAUGCAUACUUCUAUCCUCCUGCUAGCCCUGCACAUCAAGCUGGUACUGGGGAAAAACCUCCACUUUUGUUGAAAAGUCAUGGAGGACCCACUGCAGAGACUCGUGGAAUCCUUAAUCUUAGCAUACAGUACUGGACCAGCCGUGGUUGGGGGUUUGUCGACGUUAAUUAUGGUGGAAGUACAGGUUAUGGAAGAGAAUACCGGGGGCGUUUGUUGAAGAACUGGGGCAUUGUUGAUGUUGAUGAUUGUUGCAGUUGUGCUAAAUUUCUGGUGGGCAACGGCAAGGUAGAUGGUAAUCGACUCUGUAUAACUGGGGGUUCUGCUGGUGGAUAUACAACAUUAGCUGCUCUUGCUUUUAGGGAGACUUUCAAAGCCGGGGCUUCUUUGUAUGGGGUGGCUGACUUAAACUUACUUAGAGCUGAAACACACAAGUUUGAAUCACAUUAUAUUGACAAUCUUGUUGGAGAUGAAAAAGCUUAUCACGAGAGGUCGCCCAUCAACUUUGUUGAUAAAUUUUCUUGUCCAAUUAUUCUUUUCCAGGGAUUGGAGGAUAAGGUUGUACCUCCUGAUCAAGCUCGAGUGAUCUACAAAGCAUUGAAGGAGAAGGGUUUGCCUGUUGCCCUUGUUGAGUAUGAAGGUGAACAGCAUGGGUUUCGGAAGGCUGAAAACAUCCAAUUCACUAUUGAGCAACAAAUUGUCUUCUUUGCACGCACAAUAGGAAAGUUUAAAGUGGCUGAUGAUAUCACUGCAAUCAAGAUUGAUAACUUUGACUAAGUUGCACCACGUAUGAUUGCUUUUGUGGGGGGUGUUUGACUCAAUCAUGGCUUAUACAGUGACCAUGGCGAUCCUGUGAUUCUUUCGCUAUGGUUAGUGGCUCAUAUUAUUGACACGCAAUGAUGUUGGCCUCCCGAAACAUUGGAUUAUGCUGAGGCGUAUAAUCUGUAAGCAGCAGUGUUAUUUUCCUUUUCUUUUUUCUUCUGGAAGAGGGGGGUUGUUUUAGUGGAAAACGUCCUUUGUAGUUAAUCUGCAGCACCUCACUGGAAGUGAUUGGAUAAUCAUCCCUGAAAAGUGCCUUCAUAUUCUGCUUAUUUCUGUUCUGUUUCAGAUGCUUGUUUCUGGGAAAGUCCCCAAUGAUUUCAACUUUGUAUAAUCAUAGAAACAUAUGCUUACCUACAGUUAGGUUUUUCUUCUUGUCACUUUCAAUUUUUAGCAUUCUGCAAAUUGGAAAGGAUCAUGACUAAAAAGAAUAGCUUUUCUUUUCACAAGUGAGUAUAGGUUCAGGUUGUCUUUUUUGCUUUUA
Spinacia oleracea (spinach) is the source of this 2769-nucleotide messenger RNA. RefSeq lists its product as uncharacterized. The coding region runs from base 72 to 2243 and encodes 723 amino acids. The transcript has 18 exons. Lineage: Eukaryota; Viridiplantae; Streptophyta; Magnoliopsida; Caryophyllales; Amaranthaceae. The record is from RefSeq and is a predicted model, not a curated record. Gene Ontology annotation, biological process: proteolysis. Gene Ontology annotation, molecular function: serine-type peptidase activity.